Messenger RNA from Cherax quadricarinatus, 1308 nucleotides. Its product is annotated as nicolin-1-like. Gene Ontology annotation, cellular component: nucleoplasm. NCBI's taxonomy places the organism in Eukaryota, Metazoa, Arthropoda, Malacostraca, Decapoda, Parastacidae. The record is from RefSeq and is a predicted model, not a curated record.
UCCAUAGCAACCUGCCUGGCAACCAUGUUUUGACUGACCAGGCGGGAUAAGGUAUUUAAUGUGUGUGUGUGCGGCGUUGUGGUCAUUAUUAACUGAAAACUUUACGUACCACGAAAGGGAUUUUUAUAUAUUUUUUUAAGGACAUGCACACAUUAUUCUGGUAUCAAAGUGUGAUCAGUAGGUUCCUUGGGGGUGGACUGAGGUAAGGAUCAGGGAAGAUAGGUGCCCAUGGCCCGGGAGACUGUCUCCUUCAGUCAGUCAGGCCCCACGCCCGUCUGUGUAGACGAGAGUGCGCUGUCAACCCGCACGGGCUGCUACGUCAUCACUCUCACCUUCUCUCAGCCUACACAGCUGGGCGAAAUCACCUUCAGGAACUACUACACAUGGGCCGUGGGCAUUCAUGUGUUGAGGGCGGCCUCCACCUCCUCAGCCAACAUGGGCGGUGUGGUGGGCGCCGGGUUGUUGGGCGGCGACGCGAGCGGAGAGACGGCGUGGGCGUGGAAGGACCCGGGGGCGUGGCAAGUGGGCGUGAAGAAUAAAGUGAUCAUGCCCCACCCACACACAGAGACAGCCAGCCAUGAUUUCGUGUCUGUCACCUGUCUCGAGAGUCGCGUGGACUGGCAGGACGUGAUAGGACUGAGGCUGGUGCUGCGUCAGCCCUCACCCGUCUGGAGGACUUUCUUUAUUGAGGAGAUCACUGCCUACCGUGAACUACCUCGUCUGCCCCCCUUCAGUGUCCCUAUCAUCUCACAUGACGGCCAGGACGAGAAGAGUCAACAAGCGACGCCACUAGAGCGCCUCAUCCAGCAGACUCGGCGAGCCAUGCGCAGCCCCCAAGAUGAAUCUUUAGAGGGAGAACUGUCAGGCGGAGGAUAUGAACUGGUCACCCUGCAGUACACAUGUUAGCCACACAGUAUGUAUCAACACACGCCAAUUGUAACCUCACGCACGAGCAACUUGAAGCAAAGUGGAAAAAAAGUAUCCGCUGAGUAAACUCAGGCAAAAGCGGCAGGGGAAUUUGAAAGAAGUGAAGGUGACAGCAUGUGAUUGAAAGGAAGGUUGACGACUGACUUGGAUCUUGAGGUCCUCGAGGAGUCAAGAGAGUUGUGACAAGUGAAUUCUUAGUGCAGUUCGCAACACCAAUGUGUACCACGAAUAUCUGUAACUGAUGUGGGUCGCUCUUAACAGUACGUUACAACUAAUAAAUAUCCUUAUAUGAUGAAAUGAAUCAGUGUUAGUGUUAAAUAAAUGUAUCAGUGUUAAAUAAAUGUAUCAGUGUUAAAUAAAUGUAUCAGUGUUAAAUAAAUG